This is a messenger RNA of Chelonia mydas (Green sea turtle), 5898 nucleotides long. RefSeq names its product spermatogenesis associated 18 (gene SPATA18). Gene Ontology annotation, cellular component: mitochondrial outer membrane. The record is from RefSeq and is a predicted model, not a curated record. Gene Ontology annotation, biological process: mitophagy by internal vacuole formation; mitochondrial protein catabolic process. The transcript has 12 exons. Lineage: Eukaryota; Metazoa; Chordata; Testudines; Cheloniidae. Bases 364 to 1902 code for a protein of 512 amino acids.
CGGGUUUACCGCGUUGCUACAACUAAAAAGUGCCCCCUUCGCGCAGUCGUGGCGUCCCUGGCAUCCGAGCACAGCAAACGUCAGUUUGUUUAACAAUCGCGGGGUAUAAAUGCUCAAAUUAGCGGGGCGGCUGCAGGAGGAAGCGGCGCUGAGCCUCGGCCGGAGGCGGUGGCACCAGCAGCCGCGGCGAACCCCUCGCUGACCUCUCCCUGGUUAGUGCCCUGGGGCUGCUGAUGUAGAGUACCCAGGGGGAGGAUCCAUCUAUGCUGUUAGUCCCCUAGGAAAAGAAACAACAGCUUCCCCUUCCCCUCGCUAACCCAGCCCCAGCCUCGGUCAACCUCGGCUCUCCGUCGGUGCGUGACCAUGGCCGACAGCUUGCGGAGAUUAAUCAACAACGAGAGCUGCAGGAUUUUGCAGGAGAAGCUGGAGAACUGGUAUAAAGAUUACCACAUUAACUCAUGUGAUCAGAAUCUGAACAGAUGUUGUGAAAUCAUAGAAAUGAACUCCAUGAUUCAGGGGCAACUCUUCACAAUCCUCAAUCAAACAGCUCGAGAAGGUGGCCAUUAUGCAGGUGUAGAGACAAUAAAAUCUCGUCUCCUGCCAUGGCUGGGGACUUGUUUUUCCAGUACUACUUCAGGAAGGCCCUUUGAAACCAGUCUUUCUCUCAUUCAGGAGUCAAUUGAGAAAGAAAGACAGCUGAGGGAAUUUGCCAGCACUCGGAAACACGAAAUACAACAGUUGGAGAAAGAACUGAACUCAACUCAUUUACAACUCAACUUAGUGCAACAAGAUCUGGCAGAAGCCCAGAUGGCUCUUGAAGAGACAAAGACCAAAUCAGCCACUACCCUUUUGGCCGCAGAGGAUGAAAUUGUUCAUCUAAAAGCAGCUCUGAAGGCUUCCCAAGCACAGGAGGAGAGCGCUCUGAGGAAUCUGGAUCGUCUGAAUGAUUAUGAGCAACAGGUUCAAAUACUAAAGGAUGAGAUUACCAUCCUGGGUGCCCAAAAAUCUGUUCUUCACAGCAGACUUGCACGGAGUCGCUCUCCUUCUCCAAGGCCCUGCCGAAGUAGAUCACCUAGUCCUCUACCACUCAGGAGCUGCUCACCUGGCCGAGCCAGGCUUACAAAUGCUGCACGUCAUGCCCACCUGGUGGCUCGCUUUAGUGAUAUUUAUGCUCAAGAACGCUUGGAUGCACAGACCCUUCUGAGGACUUAUAUCGAUGAUCUGGAGAUAGUGCAGAGGAUAAUAUAUGUUGCAGCUGUGGAGUCUUUCCAUGCAGCGAAGAUGGCCUUCAGACAAUUCAAAAUGCGUGUGAGAAAGACUCUGUCUCUAACUCACUCAGGGCCUGAAUCACUUGAAGACACUGUCCUGGAUUAUAUAGUUCGCCAUGAGGAUCUAUAUGAUGUUCAAGCCAGUGUCAAUGAAGUAAUUCGUGCCAUGAAUAUCAAUCCUAAGAUUUCAUUCCCACCAGAAGUUGACUUCAUCAUGAUCAGCAGUUUGAUUCGGGAGUUGUGCCGUGUAGCUUUUUCAAUGCAGACCUUGGUUCCUCCCCUCGAUAUUGCAUUUGGUGCAGAUGGAGAACUUUUUAAUGAGAGCAAAUACCGUCGCAGCUAUGAUUCUGAUUUUACGGCUCCCUUGGUGGUCUAUCAUGUGUGGCCUGCUCUGAUGGAAAAUGAUUCUAUUAUUGUGAAGGGAGAGGCAGUCUCAAAGAGAGGUGCUCUGUGGUCUCGCAGGAGCAGGAGUAAAAGCAGAAGCAGAAGCCGCAGCAUGAGCCCUAUUCUGUCUCAUUCUGCAAGCCCCAGCCGCACCUUGUUACCUCGAAGUCGCAGCCCUUCCCCGAUAAGGAGUGGAAGCCCAAGUAAGUGGGCGUAUUCAGUACACAAUGCCUCCUGGUUUUCACAUUAAGUGCUUGAAAGAUUGAGUAAAGAGAUCAAAUAACACUGUGCACAUCUUUGUCUCUGACACACUUGUGUUGUUUUUAAAAUGAGUGGCCCUUCACUUUUUCAUUUUGUGAAAAGGCCGAUGUUUCUGACUUUUGUAGAGCACCUUCUUUCUCAUCCCUUCCAAACCGUUAUCACAAUGUCUCUGACUGCUAGUUGCCUUUAUGCUAUGGCCAGCCAAGUAUCCCCACAGCUUCCUACAGAACUGUCAUAUAGUAAGUACAAUUUGGCCCCUCUUCGAUGAGAGAAGCAGGCAACUCUAGGACUACUGGCUCUAUACCUACAAAUUCCAAAUGGACUGGCUAUCUGACCAGGAUGAAAUGAGGAAUUUUUCAAAAUUUCAAAUGAAGUCCCUUCUUGAAUCCACUCAGAGUAGUUAUUUAGAAAACUAUUCAUACUGAAAUGUGUAUUUUUCUCCAAUAGGACUUUAAAUUAACUGGAUGUGUUUCUGUGAUUCUGUACAUCCGGAUCAGUCAACUUCAGUGGUGCCUCCUCCUGUGCCAAGAGUACCUCAAACCUCACUUAAGAUAAUGUGAAUGGCAGUUUUGUGUUACUCCAAAGGGAGGGUUAAAUGUUGUUUUCACUUAGCAUGUUUUUAUAAGUUUAGUAGGUUUUUUAUCAUUAUAGAAAUUAAUUGAACCAAUUUGAUAAAAAAAAUUGCAUAGACAUUUAGGAUCAUACUCAUAUGGCAUAGAGUUUACACAGCUCUUAGCAACCCUUGCAGAAAUAGAGCAGCAGAUCUAAGGAUCACAUCUAGAACAUUUUUACCUGAAACGAAAUGAUGCCAUUUAUUUUGACGGCAUAUUUAACAUCACAUGAACAUUACAACUUGUUGAGAUUAGCUGUUACUUGAAAACAAUGUCACUAGAUGGUGCUUAUUUACAUUUCGAGAAGGCAGCCCUAAUCUCAGGAUGUGAAACUCUUAAUUACUUGGGUAGCAUUGUUUUGUCGUUGAUGUAUCAACUGAAGGUGGUCUCUGUUGCCUGACUGAUGAAAUACCAGUAGUUUAUGACUGGCACAUGUGACUACGGCAUUUCAGUCUCCAGGUCUUCAGUUACAUUGAUUUAUGAAAGCACAUAGCUAAUGGGUUGUAUGAAGUGUGCUGGUUUUGGCCAUGGAAUUCACUAUGCUUGUUAAAUUCAGCCUGUUACUGAAGAAAGGAAUCUCACUAGUGGUUGCAAUUUGGACCUUAUUGAUAUUUCAAAAGCGUGUCACUGAACAUUUUGAGGUUUGAAAUACUUGCUUGGGAUGCAUUAACUAUUGAGUAUCUCUUCCAAAUACAUACAGAACACGAUUAGAGCCUCCAUUUGAACACAAUCACAAAAACGUGGCUAUUAAAGACAGUAAUUUGCUGCAUUCUGAAUUAAAUAAUUGAUUAUUUUGGUCUCAGAAGUAUCUUGGUUCUUCUGCCAUUUUAAAGGAUUUCUUGUCCAUUUGUAAAAACUUCAUGUUAAUAUCAGAAUAUUUGUUUCUAAGAGAACUGAUUUUCUUUUUUCUCUCCUGAACCUCAUCUGUAGGGCCAGCCUUAAAUACAAGCAACACAAGUGACUGCUUGGGGCCUUGCUCUUUUACAUAGGAACCUAGGAUGUGUAAUAAUAGAUCUGACCAUUAGUUCAUCAAGUCCAGUAUCUUGUUUCAGUCCAAUACCUGAUGCUUCAGAGGAAAGUGGAAAUUUCCCAUAACUCAGCUUCGCUGUUGUGGAAUGUAAAUGGCUGCAGGCAGGAGGAAUUCCUUCCUGUCCCCUGUUGCAAUCAGCUUAUGCCCCAGAACAUGAGAUUUCAUUACUUUCAUUGUAACAAAAUUCACAAUUGUACACGCUGUUAGUCAUGAAUGUAUUUAACUCUUUAAAAAUUCACCUACAUUCAUUAAUUCCAUGACCUCUCAUAGGGGGCCUUGUGCAGACUUGGUACACUCCCUUCUUCCUCCCCACAACUGUGGGACUGUUUGAGGCUUUACAAACUUUAAGACCGGCCCAGCCCAACUUCACUAUACACUACUGUAACUAUAAUGUCACAAUUGGUGCCUGUAUACACAAACUGUGGGCCUGAUUUAGCUCUGACCCUGGUUUUAUACAUAUGUAAUGUAAGAGUUAUUCCUGAUUUACACCAGGGUGAAAGCUCUAUGGGGGCUGGUAUAUGCAAAAUCAUUUCCACAGGUCCUCAGAAUGAACUGAGAGACACACCGAAAUGGAAAAGGCACUCAGGUACAUGGUGGGCUCUCUUGUUGUCUGUUAAAAUCAAUGCACAUAUGGCCUCUGAAAGGAACAUUUAAAGUAGUUUGUUCCUUCUUAUAGGUUCUUAUAUUGUUAGUUACAGCCAGGGAGCUGAGGUUAGUGUUAUACUGUAUACUUACACAUCAAUCCCUUGAUUAAUAUCGCUACAUAAAUGUCUUGAUUUUGAGCACUUGCAGCACUGAAGUCAGUGAUCAUAAGAAUGGCCAUACUGGGUCAGACCAAAGGUCCAUCUAGCUCAGUAUCCUGUCUUCUGACAGUGGCCAAUGCCAGGUGCUUCAGAAGGAAUGAACAGAACAAGUAAUCAUUGAGUGAGCCAUCCUCUGUGGCCUGAUAUAAUCAGACCCCUUCUUCAGGUGUCUAAAUAUGGAUUUAGGUGCCUAACAGGCCAAGAUGUUCAAAACGGGAUGCCUAAGUAAUCAAUAUCACAGAAUCUAAUAAUUGUUUCAGGCCAAAGAGAGAGGUUUUUGUACUAUUACUGUUCAGGUUUUAUAUAUUAUUUGACUUCCACAUGUUCACUACAAAGACACACUAGAUCACAAUCUCUGUCAUUUGAUACAUAUUGUUCUGACAAGAAGCAGAUUUUCAUAACCUAGUAUUAGAAAAUUAAAUGUCAUACAAAAGAGACACAAACAUAUUUAAUGGCCUGGGAUCCAUGAUUGACCUAGAGACACACCUCAGCAAUACCUUUAGAUGAAGUAUCCCGCAAAGAACUAAAAAUGCAAGUUCAGAAACAAAGAUUUAAAACACUUGAGGACCACAUCAUAUACAGAAUUCACCAAAUGAGCUGACUGAGCACUCUGGUCACUUGUCUCAAAGUAACAGAAAGUUUAAAAGAAUUAAAGUGAGUGCACGCUAGGUUUUGCAGGGAGAAAGUGGCUUCAGAAAUACCUUGGAAAUGUAAAAGUUAAAUAAAAAAUAAGCUUGAUAAACAGUUCUCACUCUCUACCACAUUGAUCUGUGGAGCCAAUAGCAUUUAGCAAGGUGCAUGAUGCCAUUAAGAGAAUGACGUUUUUUUAUUGGGCUUCAUUUCAGGUCAUUUAUAGUCAUUUAAAUUAGUGAGUAGGUCAGACAAGGGAUUUUUUUUUUUAGUGAUGAGUCAGACAUUAACAGGCUAUAUACUGCCCUUUAUCUACAUGCACAACUCCUCCUGACAACAGUGCAAUUUGUACAUGCUGAUCAAUGUCAGUGUAUGAUCCUCUAUGAUUGACUUACAUGUGCAAUAAAGCACAGUGGCCUUAUAAAAAGGGAGCUCUGUAAUUUCUCUCAAGUGCUAAGUGGAAGAAUCACCGUACAGGAAUUGUAUAGCACACAUACAUGUUAAUAAAGUAUUAAAAACCUUCAGGGAGAGCAAAUGUCUUAUAACAAAUCAGUGUAAAUGCCACACCGGUAGUCGUAACAAAAUAAUACAGGUGGCAUAAAUACAGAAAUGUUUGCUGACACGAUUUUUGUAAGCUGCAAAAUGAAUGUGAUCAGUGGGGUUUAUGCUACAAGAUUGUUCCAAUACAGUGUUAUCCAUGAUGUCAGUGAUAAUCCUGAAGUGUUGGGCCAAAUUCGGAGCUGAUCCAAGCCCUGUAUAAUCCCACUCAGAUAAAUGAGAUUGCCUGGGAUGUAAAUCAGCACUUAAUAUGGACCAGUGCAUUUGUGUGGACAUAAUGUAUGUUUUAUAUAAACGUUGUAAUAGCUGAAGAGUUUCCCCUGCAUAUCAGCACUGUCAAAGCUGAUUUUGAA